AUGUACCUGCAGGCCUGCAAGCUGGUCGGGGUGGUUCCUGUGUCUUACUUCCUCCAGAAUCUGGGCACCUCCACCAUGAGCCUCAACCACCACGGCACUGACAGGCACGUCACCAACCUGGAGCUGGUAGACAACUACCUGCUGGCUGACUCGGCCAGAUACCCUGUGGUGUUGUUGAAGAACAACUACAGAGUAAAAGAGCUGGACUUGAGCCACAGUCAGUUCUGUGGGAGAGGUGGGGAGCAUCUGGGCCAGAUGUUAGCAAACGAUGAAGGUCUGGCAGUACUAGACUUGAGCUGGAACCAUCUGCAAAUGAAAGGAGUUGUGGCUUUCUGUGCCGGCCUCAAGGUGAAUGUGACCCUGAAACACCUACACCUGUCCUGGAAUAUCUUUGGGAAUGAGGGGGCCUUGACUUUAGGAGAGGCACUGAAAUUCAACAAACUGGUAUACCUAGACCUCAACAACAACCACAUCACCAACGAGAGGGUGGGCAUGCAGUGCAAAGGGCUGGAGGCCAACGACACUCUCAGAGUGCUGAUGCUGGCUUAUAACUCUCUGACAGUGGAGGGGGCACUGGCUCUUGUCACUGUGGUCAAGAAAACACCCAAAACUGCUCUGGAGGAGAUCAACAUAUGUGAGCAUUGUUGUUCUCUACUUGAUGUACACUAG
This is a messenger RNA of Coregonus clupeaformis (lake whitefish), 669 nucleotides long. Its product is annotated as leucine-rich repeat-containing protein 74A. Lineage: Eukaryota; Metazoa; Chordata; Actinopteri; Salmoniformes; Salmonidae. Gene Ontology annotation, molecular function: protein binding. The record is from RefSeq and is a predicted model, not a curated record.